Messenger RNA from Heterostelium album PN500, 3852 nucleotides. RefSeq names its product calcium-binding EGF-like domain-containing protein. Lineage: Eukaryota; Evosea; Eumycetozoa; Acytosteliales; Acytosteliaceae. The record is from RefSeq and is a predicted model, not a curated record. The transcript has 10 exons. Bases 1 to 3852 code for a protein of 1283 amino acids. Gene Ontology annotation, biological process: sexual reproduction.
AUGAAAAAUCAUAUAAUUAUUAUAUUUGUUAUUAGUUUUUUAGUUUUUAUAAAUGCAGAUAUACAAUUGGUUACAAAAACUGAUAUGUACCCAUCGGGUAUCGGUGGCUUGAUAAGUUGCGCUCGAAGGUAUACUCUUGUGUUUUCUUCUGAUCAAUUUAUAAAUUAUGGUAGCAUCAUUUGGCCCAAUCAAACUCAAUCUGGUGGAUUGUCUUUUGGAACCGCUCCAUUAGUUUUUACCAAUACAACAUCACAAAAUAAUUUGAAUUAUCAAAUGUUUAACAUUCAAUAUACUACCAGUGCCGGUGCAAAUCUAUUCGAUAUCCGUGUCACAACAACGAGCGAUUCAGCUUACUUUGUAUUGGAACCAAACUAUAAUUGUCAACUUCUUACUCCUGAUAUGUUGAAUCCAGUUGUUGGUGUUUCAGUUUACAAUCCAAUUGUAAGCGCCCAAACCAAUUCAAUAUAUUUACAAAAUUUUACUCUAGACCUGAUGAACAUUAAUAAUGCUCCAAUUAUAAGUUGCCAAUCUUCAGAUAUAUCCUUUCUUUGUCAAACUAGAUCUGUUACAAGUGAUGCCUAUAAGAAUGAACUUUCACUUAUCAUCCUCCCCAAUCCAGAUUCAAACUUGCCGUUACCAGAGACAUUCAAUGUUACUCUCAUUAUACAGAUUCUAGACCGUGUCGAAAAAAAACUUGUCCUUCCAAGUGCAUUUCCUAAAAAUUUAAAAAGAUCGACCACUGUCACGAGUCUUUCAUUUAAGCCAGUCACAGAUACAUACACCCAGAAUUUCCUUGCUAUCAUACCAGGUGCUUCAAUUUUGGUAACUUACAGUAACUUGGAUUCCAGUUCAGUGCUGUCUAUACCGGGUGCACCAUUACCUGGAGCCAUGGUUUUGGCAAACGACACCUCUACAUCUUUCCUUCAAAUUUUUGGAGCCAACACUAUAUAUUCUCAAUAUUACUGUGAUACAAAUUGUACAUUAGUUGGUCAAAAAAGUUAUACUAUAGAACUAUAUCCAAAUUAUACACCACUUUAUGUUAAUAUCACCAAAACCCAAGACCUGAUACCAAACACCUUUAUUUUCGAAAACAAGGCACCCAUUCCUUAUAUUACUAUAAGUUCAAUUGUAUUCACUACGAUCAAUCAAUUUAAUUAUGAAUCAUAUCCAUUUGGUUAUAUAGAUAACUACAAUUAUGGAUUCACUUCUAUCUCACAAGAUAUAUUUCUUGGAGACUAUUAUGCUACAAUCUUUGGAAAACAAAAUAGCUCAAUAGGAACAAAAGAUCGUAAAUCCCAAACAUAUUCCGCAGAAAAAUAUUAUGCCAGUGGAGAUAUUGUUGGUCCAAAUUUGGAGAGAUUGCCUUUUUUGACUGGUAUAUUUACUUUUAGAAUAUAUAAUAUUACCUAUUUCCACUUUGAAAAGAAUAAUAUUGAUAUGAGUGAUGGUGGAGAUGUAGAAAAUGUGCUCUGGAUAAGUUUUAAUAAAAACGUUCCAGGUGGCACACCAGUUCUCACCUUUGGAUUAUUCACCCAAUUAGAUUCCUUUGUUGAGCAAAAUACAUUCUAUGGUGAAUAUGUCCCUGAAAAGGAUAUGUACAGAAUCGAUUUUAUCAUGACAAACUGUUUUCCAGGUUCACAAUCCUAUUAUUUCCACUCUGCAAAUGCCAUGUAUUUAAGUACAGACAUACAGAGUGCUAUAGGAAGCAAUGCAACACUUAAUGUAUUACAUUCCUAUGGUGAUUAUUUAAGACCUUCACUUGUAGAGUUAACUACAAACAAAAAUUUAAAUAUUCCACUCGAACUGAAUAUAACACUUGGUUGGCUUUUCAGAGUCACAGAUUAUCCAAAUGGAUUUUUGAAUGGUUCAUUGGAUUUCCUCUCUGACAAGGAUUUGAAGAUAAAUACCAUUCGUUUCAAUGAAACAUCGAGAGUCAGUGGAGAUAAAUACGAUGGAUACUAUAGUGUUAAUUUCACAGUCAAUGGCGAUACUUGCAGAUCGCAAACCUUUAUGAUUUUAAAUUUGAAUCUUUACGACCAAUACCCAGCACCUUCAGUAUUGGGACCCGGAAUCUCCUCAAUCUAUGAUAUCUAUGGAACAGUUUAUGAACAAUAUUUAAAUAUUACAAUCAAUUGUCAACUUGCUGUUGAUACAAUUCUUCCAAAAUUAGAAACAUUAUCAUUCACAAAAACAGUGGAUGUAGGAUCAAGUAAUAGAGAGUUUGAAGCAAUUUUCUCGAUUUCAGAUGUUGGUUCAGGAAUUUCAGAGAGACAUAAUCCACAUGUCUAUAUCUUGUCUGACAAUCCCGAUACAUUUACAAUCCAAUCGACUGUACUCAAUUAUACCUCCAAAUUGGCAUUCUACUCUGCCAAAGCACAGCUACCAUGGGGAUUCGGUCAAAACAAUUUACUUUUCUCAAUCUAUGGUCUCACGGAUAAUUAUUUGAAUAUUAAAGGAUAUUCAUCUAUGGAUUUACAUAGUGCUGGAUUCGAUUACUCCAUCACCAGACAACAGUCAUUUGUUGAUCCAAUACUUGAGAGUUGCACUCAAAUCACAAAAAAAGGUGGACCAUUGGUUAUUUUUGGUCAUAAUCUUUAUAAACCACAAUCAAUAUCCUUUCAGCUUUUAAUCAACUAUAAUAAUGGAAGCAACUGGGCACCUGUUACUUCUCUGACAAUGAAAUCAGUAACUACACUUAGAACUGACGUUUCACCAUUCACGGCAGAUUAUAUUCAAGUCAAGUUUGUUUUUAGCAAUCUAGUGGAAUCAAAUAUAUUGGAUAUCUACCCGUUGAUUAGAACAUUGAAACCACCAAGACCAACAACUACACCGAAACCAACAGUUACGCCAUCACCAAAUCCAAAUCUAUGUCCAGGAGAACCAGUUUGUAACAAUCAAGGUGAAUGCUUGUCAACUGGUUGCAAAUGUAAUGCUCCAUGGUAUGGUCCAUCUUGUUCAUCGAAAGUCAGACCAACACCAAUUCCACCACCUGCCGAAAAUCCAUCAGUUGAAUUCAAUGUUACAACACCAGAUUCACCAAACCAAUUGAUUACUGCUAAAAUUAGUGUAGUAUCAUUGUUAGAGUUGAAUUCUGAAAUGAUUCAAGUCAAUAAUUUCACACUUGGACAAUGGAAUUUAACUUCAUCCGUAUCCAACGAUGACAAGACAACCUACAGUUACUAUUCAUAUUUAAAUGGAAGAAAUACAAUUGUCAACACAACAAUCGAUUUCUUCAAGAAGGAAUCAAACAUCACUUUUGCAGGUGGUGUUAUCAACAUUGUUCCAUUCACAAUCAAAUUCACAAUAGCUGUAAAUCAUUUCGAUUUCGUUGACCGACUUUCAUUGAUGCAAAUUACGAUGGAGGCAACUAUCACCUCGUCAGAUUCCGAUGCUUGUUCAUCAAAGUUCAUUGGUGAGGAAUCGAAUGACAAUGUUCAAUGGGUGAAGAUGAACAUCAAUGACAACUCGUUGUAUGGUAGAUUCUUGGAUCGUGCGUUGGUUGACAACAAUGUCAUCACAUCAAAGAACGUUAUCAUUGAAGACGGCGAAUCUAAAGACUCAUACGAUUCUGUCACGUCGAAGAUCGGUAUUAUCAUUCCAUACUAUGAGAUCAACGCGAUUAUAGACCCUGAUUUUUCAACACUGAUCGAUACUAGCUACGAUGGACCAAGCAAGACAUGCAAAAAGAAAGGAUUAUCAACUGGUGCAAUCGUUGCUAUUGCCGUAAGUUGUGGUGCUUUUGCCUGUGCUAUGGUGGUAGGAUCGAUCAUUUUCAUCAAAAAGCAAAGGAAAUUUAAAAGGCAAAACAAAGUUAUGAAACAGAAGCUUGAAAGAAUGUCAGCAAAAGAUUAA